AUGCGAACUUCGGUCCGUGCCGCUCUCCUCGUCGUCGCAGCUGCCCUUGUGGCUCUGCAGGUGGCUCAGCCCGUUUCGGGUCACCUGGUCGACCGCGAGGUGUUCGAGAACAUCACCCCGACCUUGUAUGAGUACAACAGGCGUGCCGAGGGUACCGCUGUGCCCACCAGCACCAUCAACACUGCCAGCCCCAGCCAGACCGCCGGUACCAAGUGCCAGAGCAGCGGUGACUGUGCCACUGGAGCGUGUGACGCGGGCAAGUGUGUCCCCCAGAAGGGAACGGGCCAGAACAACUCGUUCUGUUCGUCAGACGCCCAGUGCAAGAGCUCGUCGUACUGCUACCGCGGCGCAUGCCAGGACAUCAAGCAGGACGGUGCCAACUGCUACAAGGACUCGGGCUGUGUCAACGGCAACUGCAUCAACAAGAAGUGCGUGGCCAACGCGUCGCAGCCCAAGGGAUCGGGUUGCACCAAGUCAACCCAGUGCGUCGACGGUGCCUUCUGCUCCAACGGCAAGUGCGAGACGGUCAAGACUCCGGGCUCGUACUGCUACAAGGACCAGGGUUGCACGUCGGGCUUCUGCGUCAACAACAAGUGCUCCUCGCGCGGUCUCGCCAAGCUCAACCAGGCCUGUGAGAAGAACGCGGGAUGUGUUUCCAACUUCUGCUACCGCAGCGCUUGCCGUGCUCAGCGUGCUCGCAACCAGCCUUGCUCGCUCAACGACGCCUGCAUCAGCGGCAAGUGCCGCAAGAACAAGACUUGCGCUUAA
Sporisorium graminicola is the source of this 768-nucleotide messenger RNA. RefSeq lists its product as uncharacterized. Bases 1 to 768 code for a protein of 255 amino acids. The transcript has a single exon. The record is from RefSeq and is a predicted model, not a curated record. NCBI's taxonomy places the organism in Eukaryota, Fungi, Basidiomycota, Ustilaginomycetes, Ustilaginales, Ustilaginaceae.